Girardinichthys multiradiatus is the source of this 5907-nucleotide messenger RNA. It is a transcript of the gene robo1, whose product is annotated as roundabout, axon guidance receptor, homolog 1 (Drosophila). The transcript has 30 exons. The record is from RefSeq and is a predicted model, not a curated record. Gene Ontology annotation, biological process: axon midline choice point recognition; axon guidance; Roundabout signaling pathway. Gene Ontology annotation, molecular function: protein binding; axon guidance receptor activity. NCBI's taxonomy places the organism in Eukaryota, Metazoa, Chordata, Actinopteri, Cyprinodontiformes, Goodeidae. Bases 774 to 5726 code for a protein of 1650 amino acids.
CUCUGUGUUCAAUGGGAUCCAGGCGGGAAGAGGUUAAUUUUCCUCUCAUACUCUGGUCUACUGAGGGGGUAGAAAGACGCUUUACCAACUGACGGAGCACUCCGCUUUCUCUGAAUGAAAUGCUGUGAGUGUGAAUCCGGAUGCCCUCCUCUCUCAGCUGAGGUUCACACCAGGAUCCACCCGUCCUCAGCGGUGUAGCAGCGGAGGUGAAACGGGGGAAAGUGAUGGAAAAGUUGUGCUGAUUCCGCGUCCGGUCCGGUGGAUGAGAGAGAAAGAGAGAGAGAAAGAACGGAAAAGUUUCCGAUCCAGAAGUGACAGAUCCAAAACUGGACUCAAACAAUGUGACUGGGGACUAUAGAUUGCUUUACUCGGUUUGGAUUUAUAAACUUAUGCUUUGGAUUUAUACGCUUGUUUUGUUCCUGUAGAAAAAAAAAACAAAAAAAAAAAAACAGGUGAAUGACCUUAGUGAGAUCGCCUGGCUGAUCAGCGACGGGAUGAAUCCAAAGGAUACUAGUUCUGCUUAGAAACUCAUGCAUAGUUAUAAUUCACUUGGGUUGAACUUUGUGUACAGAACAUGCGCUGAAACAUCGGAUUGUUAAGUGCUUUUGUGUCGUUUUCUAGGUUUGUUGCACUUUUAUAAAAGAAAAACUAAAGCAAACUUCGUUUUGCUUUUGGAUUCACAGACUCUGCUUGUCAUGAAGGAGUGGAUGCCUAGCUUGAUUUAUUAAAUCAUUUGGAUUACUUGAGAGCAUUUCUUAUAGGAGAGACGCUGAAUGAUGUCUCCAACUUCAAUUGGAUUUGUAUUUCUCUUAGCUUAUCUCCAUGUGUGCUCAGGAUCUCGUCUGCGCCAAGAGGACACCCCACCUAGGAUUGUAGAGCACCCAUCAGACUUGAUUGUAUCCAAAGGGGAGCCUGCUACUCUCAACUGUAAGGCGGAAGGGCGGCCAGCUCCAACAGUGGAGUGGUACAAAGAUGGUGAGCGGGUGGAAACAGACAGGGACAAUCCCCGUUCCCAGCGCAUGCUGCUGCCCAGCGGCUCUCUUUUCUUUCUUCGCAUUGUCCAUGGACGACGGAGCAAACCAGAUGAAGGUUCCUAUGUCUGUGUUGCUCGCAACUACCUGGGAGAAGCAGUGAGCCACAAUGCCUCGCUGGAAGUAGCAAUUCUACGAGAUGACUUCAGGCAAAACCCUGCAGAUGUGAUUGUUGCAGCAGGAGAACCCGCUGUCCUGGAGUGUCAGCCUCCACGUGGUCAUCCGGAACCCACCAUAUCAUGGAAAAAAGAUGGAGUAAAUAUCGAUGACAGAGAUGAGAGGAUCACUAUACGUGGAGGCAAGUUGAUGAUCACAAACGCCCGCAAGAGUGAUGCUGGAAAGUAUGUGUGCGUCGGCACAAACAUGGUUGGAGAGCGUGAAAGUGAAAUUGCUGAGCUUACAGUGCUGGAGCGUCCCAGCUUUGUGCGUCGCCCGAGCAGUACGGUGGUCUUAAUUGACCAAAGUGUGGAGUUUAGGUGUGAGGCUCGUGGUGACCCAGUACCCACUGUACGCUGGAGGAAAGACGAUGGCGACCUGCCCAAAGGACGAUAUGAGAUCCGUGAGGACCACACCCUGAAGAUUCGACGUGUGAUCUCUGCUGAUGUAGGCUCCUACACUUGUGUGGCAGAGAACAUGGUGGGCAAGGCGGAGGCAUCGGCCACGCUCACCGUCCAUGUCAUGUCUGUGCCCCCAGCAUUUGUGGUGAGACCGAGGAACCAGGUGGUUGGAGUUGGCAGGACAGUCACCUUCCAGUGUGAGGCCACUGGGAACCCACAGCCGGCCAUUUUCUGGCAGAGGGAAGGCAGUCAGAACCUCCUGUUCUCGUAUCAACCACCACAGCCCUCCAGCCGAUUUUCUGUAUCUCAGUCCGGGGAUCUGACCAUCACAGACGCUGAACGCUCUGACAUGGGAUAUUACAGCUGUCAGGCUCUGAACAUCGCAGGCAGUGUGAUCACCAAGGCCCUGCUUGAGGUUACUGAUGUUGUGUCAGACCGCCCGCCACCAGUUAUACGACAGGGGCCCUCCAAUCAAACGGUGGCUGUGGACGGAACUGUGGUCCUGAGCUGUGUGACAUCUGGUAACCCCACACCCACCAUCCUGUGGAGGAAGGACAGCGUUUUAGUGUCUACACAUGACUCAAGGGUCAAACAGUUGGACACAGGCACACUACAGAUACGAUAUGCAAAGCUUGGGGACACAGGCACCUACACCUGCAUCGCUUCUACUCCCAGUGGAGAGGCUUCAUGGAAAGCUUAUUUAGAAGUUCAAGAAUUUGGAUCCCCAGUUCAGCCAAACAGACCGACUGACCCAAACUUGAUACCUAGUGCUCCUUCAAAACCCGAGGUUACAGAUGUUACACGGACCUCCAUAACUUUAUCCUGGAAACCAAACCUCAAUUCUGGAGCCACACCCACCUCCUAUAUCAUAGAGGCCUUCAGCCAUGCAUCAGGGAGCAGCUGGCAGACCUUGGCAGAGCAUGUGAAAACUGAGUCAUUUGUACUGAAGGGCCUAAAGCCCAGUGCAGUCUACCUCUUCUUAGUGCGAGCAGCCAAUGCCUAUGGGCUCAGUGAUCCCAGUCCUAUCUCAGAUGCAGUGAAAACACAAGACAUCCCUCCCACCAGUCAGGGUGUGGACCAUCGACAGAUCCAAAGAGAACUUGCAGAUGUUGUCAUCCACAUUCAUAACCCCAGCAUCCUCUCAUCUUCCUCUGUCAGGGUGCAGUGGACAGUGGAGCAGCAAUCCCAGUAUGUUCAGGGCUAUAAGGUGAUGUACAGGCUGUCACCAGAGGGCCAGCGGCGGAGCGAAUGGGCAGUGUUUGAAGUCCGUACCCCCGGAGAGGACAGCGCCGUUGUGACACAGCUGCGGAAGGGCGUCACAUAUGAAUUCAAAGUCCGCCCCUUCUUCAAUGAGUUUCAAGGAACAGACAGUGAUGUUAAAAUUGGCAAGACACUGGAGGAAGCCCCCAGCGCACCUCCUCGAAAGGUAACAGUGACAGAGAGCGGGAGCAACGGGACUGCUGUUGCAAUCUCCUGGCAACCCCCUCCAGAAGAGGAGCAGAAUGGGGUGGUUCAGGAAUACAAGAUUUGGUGCUUGGGGAAUGAGAGCAAGUAUCACAUUAACCGAACAGUUGAUGGGUCAACAUUGUCCGUGGUAAUUCCCAGUCUGACCCCUGGGAUUCGCUACAGCGUUGAAGUAGCAGCCAGCACCAGUGCCGGUCUUGGGGUCAAGAGCGAAACUACUUUCUUUCAGUUUGAUUCAUCUGGGCGAAUGACAGAGACAAUGGACCAGGAAAACCCCCUCUCCCAGCAGAUCUCUGAUGUGGUCAAACAGCCUGCCUUUAUCGCUGGAAUUGGUGCAGCAUGUUGGAUCAUCCUUAUGGUCUUCAGUAUCUGGUUAUACCGGCACCGAAAGAAAAGGAAUGGCCUCUCCAGCAGCUAUGCAGGCAUACGCAAAGUGCCAUCUUUUACAUUCACUCCAACAGUAGCUUAUCAGAGGGGUGGGGAAGGCAUCAGCAGUGCUGGAAGGCCUGGUUUGCUAAACAUGGGUGACUCUGCCACUCAGCCCUGGCUGGCUGACACGUGGCCCAACUCCUGCUCCAACCACAAUGACUGCAGCAUCAACUGCUGCACUGCAGGCAACGGCAACAGCGACAGCAACCUGGCAACAUACAGCCGACCAGCCGACUGUAUCGCCAAUUAUAACAGCCAGAUGGAUAACAAGCAGACCAACCUCAUGGUGCCAGAGUCAGGAGUCUAUGGCGACGUAGACCUGUCCAACAAGAUCAAUGAAAUGAAGACCUUCAACAGCCCGAACCUAAAAGAUGGCCGUUUUGUCGGUCCAGGGGGCCAGCCGACACCUUACGCCACCACGCAGCUCAUCCAGUCUGCCAUCAUGGGCAACAACAUGAACUCAGACAGAGGGACCGGAGGGAGCGGAGGUGGACUCGGGGGUGGAGGGGAGGUAAAUGAGAAACACUGCUGGAAACCUCCCUCAGUCCAGCAAAAACAGGAAAUGGGCUCCCAGCUUCAGUACAACAUCUUGGAGCAAAACAAACUGAAUAAGGACCGUUACAGAGGAGGCGACAGUCCAAUGCCCGCCACUAUCCCCUACAACCAGACUCAUGACACCCACACCGGGGGCUCCUACAAUAGCUCUGAUCGAGGUAGCAGCAGCACCUCCGGAAGUCAGGGUCAUAAGAAGGGAGUGCGCACCCCCAAACUACCGAAACAAAGCACAAUGAAUUGGGCUGACCUUCUCCCCCCUCCUCCUGUAAACCCAGCCCCAAUGCGGAACACAGAGGACUACUCGCUCUCUAUGGAGGAAAGCUGUGAUCAUGACAUGCAGUGCCCCAUCCCCCCCUCUCACAUGUACCUGCAGCCUGAUGAGCUGGAGGAGGAAGAGGAGGUGGAGAGGGGUCCGACUCCUCCGGUACGUGGGGCAGCCUCUUCCCCUGCUGCUGUAUCCUACAGCCACCAGUCUACUGCCACACUCACCCCCUCUCCCCAGGAGGAGAUGCAGCCAAUGCUCCAGGAGGCACCAGACAGCCAUGAACGCAGACGCCGUGGUGUGAGCCCUCCACCCCCUCCAAGGCCCCACUCCCCCUCUCACACAUAUGGCUACAUCAGCAGCCCCCUGCCUUUGGAUACUGACGGUCUGGAAGAAGAGGAUAUACUGGAAGAAGAAGAGGAGGAUGGAGAUGAAACGGACGCAGAAGUUGCCAAAAUGCACUACCACCACACCCACCCUCACACACACCCUCACCAUCCCCAGAUGCACGCACGGAGGUUGCUACUACGAGGCCUCGAACAGACGCCUGCAUCCAGCAUGGGUGACCUGGAGAGCUCGGUGACAGGCUCCAUGAUCAACGGAUGGGGUUCUGCCUCUGAGGAGGAUAAUGUCUCGUCAGGAAGGUCGAGCGCAGUCAGUUCGUCAGAUGGCUCAUUCUUUACAGAUGCAGACUUUGCUCAAGCGGUUGCUGCAGCUGCAGAGUAUUCAGGGCUCAGGGUGGCAAAGUACCCCAAUCCACAAGGCCAGGAAAUGGGAGGAGUUUCAGCGCGAAAAUGCCAAAUAAACCAGUCAGGCCAUCGCCCUGGCAGCCCAGUGUCUACAGAUAGUAAUAUGAGUAUGGCAGCUAUUCACAGGAGGCCUCCUAAAAAGCAAAAACAGCAUCCUACAGGAUAUCCAGGGAGCCAGCGACGUGAGGCCUUUAAUGAAGAUCUCCCUCCUCCACCCAUUCCUCCUCCAGCAGUGCUCAAGUCUCCCACACAUCCCUCGAAGGCAGCUCUGGAGGGUCGGGGAGUAAUUUCCCCCAAACCAGGAGAAGGUCGAGACAAACGAGGAGGGGGCUAUCGGCCUCAGGAAGGCUCAGACCCGAGAACCAGUUCAUCUGAACGUAAAGACGCUCAGGACAGACAGAAGACUGCUCAUGGUGGAAGAGGGAAUAAACUCGAGAGCAGCACUGCCAGCAAGGCACGGCAGAACACAGGUUCAGAGGACAUUCUGCCGUACAGCCGACCACAAUUCCCAACAGUUAACAGCCCCAGAGAUCCAAGCUCCUCGAGCUCUAUGUCCUCCAGGGGCUCGGGGGGCCGGCGGAGAGGGGAAGGAUCACGCAGGAACCCUGGAGACAUGGUUGUCAACAACUCUGUAGCCUUCCACCAAGGAGAGGAGGAGCUGGAGAUGCUAGAGAGCUGAAGAAGACCAGAUGGAAAAAAAAAGGAACUGUUAAAAGUUUUCCCAGGAGUGGAGCACCAUUUUUUUCUCUUACAAUUUUAAAUAUCUCAGUAUUUCACCAUCACGUUGGGCGCCAUUAUACUGUAUACAUCAUAUGUGUUUCUUUUCAUCUGGAAUACAGACCAAUACCCCCCCCCCCCCC